Gossypium arboreum is the source of this 582-nucleotide messenger RNA. RefSeq lists its product as uncharacterized. The transcript is spliced from 2 exons. The coding region runs from base 1 to 582 and encodes 193 amino acids. The record is from RefSeq and is a predicted model, not a curated record. Gene Ontology annotation, molecular function: nucleic acid binding. NCBI's taxonomy places the organism in Eukaryota, Viridiplantae, Streptophyta, Magnoliopsida, Malvales, Malvaceae.
AUGGACUUUGGGAGUGGGCUACCCUCAACGCCUUCUAAGAAGGAUUCAGUGUGGGUUACCGUGGAUCAGUUGACCAAAACUUCCCAAUUCAUACCAGUUUACAUAGAUUAUUCGUUACAAAAACUGGCUAGGCUGUAUGUAUCCGAGAUAGUGAGACUGCAUGAGGUACCAGUUUUCAUAAUAUCUGACAGAGAUCCUCAAUUCACGUCUCAGUUCUGGAGGAAGUUACAUGAAGCUCUGGGUAGUAUUGAGGAUUACUUACCAUUAGUAGAGUUUGAUUUCAACAAUAGCUACAAGUCUAGCAUACAAAUGGCACCUUACGAAGCACUAUAUGGUCGUAGGUGUCACACUCCGUCAUGUUGGAAUAAGUUGGGUGAGCGGCAUACUCUAGGUCCUAAGUUAGUAUCUAAUACCGAGGAUAAUAUCAGAUUAAUUCGAGAUCGACUGAUGGCAGCAUCAGAUAGGCAGAAGUCAUAUGCAAAUCUAAAGCGUAAGGAAAUUGAGUAUUCUGUUGGAGAUUUUGUUUUUCUGAAAGUCUCGCCAUGGAAGAAGGUGCUGAGAUUUGGGCUAAGGGCAAGUUGA